Aspergillus luchuensis is the source of this 1608-nucleotide messenger RNA. RefSeq names its product cytochrome P450. The transcript has 4 exons. Bases 1 to 1608 code for a protein of 535 amino acids. Lineage: Eukaryota; Fungi; Ascomycota; Eurotiomycetes; Eurotiales; Aspergillaceae. Gene Ontology annotation, molecular function: monooxygenase activity; oxidoreductase activity, acting on paired donors, with incorporation or reduction of molecular oxygen; heme binding. The record is from RefSeq and is a predicted model, not a curated record.
AUGGACUCUCUCGUGCUGCUGGCAGCGUCCCUCGUAGAGGGCUACCUUCUCCAACACAGUUUACUCCCCGACUGGGCCUUUCGCAGUGUGACGCUGCUCGCACUGGCAGGCAAUCUUAUUCUCCGAUUUGUCUGGGGGUUCAUUAUCUAUCCAUACUUUGUGAAUCCAUUGCGUCAUCUGCCUACCCUACCGGGCAACCUCAACCAUGCGCGCGUCCUCUUCGACGACCCCCGCGGCCGUCUCCCACUGCAAUGGAUGAAAUCCAUCCCCAACAAUGGCCUCAUUCAUUUCCGCGACAUUCUCAACCGCAGCUUCUUGAUCGCCACGAGCCACCAGGCCCUCCUGGACAUCAUGAGCACCAACACGUAUGACUUCGAGAAGCCCUGGCGCACUCGCGAAUUUCUAGCACGGAUCAUCGGCUUCGGGCUGAUUCUGUCCGAAGGGAGUGCACAUAAGAAGCAACGUCGGGCGUUGACGCCGUCGUUCAACGUCCGGCAUAUUCGUGCGCUGUAUGCGCUGAUGUGGGAGAAGACGGGGUUAUUGAUGGAUGAGCUGCAGAAAGAGAUGGAUGCGAAUGACUCGUGUGUGGAGAUGAGUGUUUGGGCGAGUCGUCUAACUCUAGAUAUCAUCGGCCCCGCCGCCAUGGGCCGCGACUUUCGCUCGCUCCACAACCCCGAGAACAAAGUCGCCGACAGCUUCCUCGCCAUUUUGGAGCCAACCCGCGAAAAGAUUGCCUUCUUGGCAGUCAACGUUCUCCUCCCGCAGUGGUUUGCCCGGAAGCUACCAUGGCGCAUGAACAAGGUUAUCGACACAGAGACAGGCUUCCUCCGCGACCUGUGCAAGGACAUUGUAGCAGAGAAGAGAGCCGCGAUGCUCCAGACGAAAGCCACGGCCGCAGAACUGGAAGCGGACAUUCUCGGCACGAUGAUGCUAGGGGGUGACUUUAGUGAUGAUGAGCUGGUUGAUCAGAUGCUGACGUUCCUUGCUGCUGGUCACGAGACCACCGCCAGCGCCUUCACCUGGGCCUGCUACCUUCUCACGCUACACCCAACAUACCAGCCCCGUCUGCGAGACGAGAUCCGUUCCCGUAUUUCAACAGGAUCGUCACCUAUCACCCACGCAGACCUUGAAUCCCUGCCCCUACUGAACGGCAUCGUCCAGGAGGUCCUUCGCCUGUAUCCCACCGUCCCGCUGACUCUGCGCGAAUCCAUCCGCGACACUACCGUCGCCAAUACCGCCAUCCCGAAAGGAACAAGGAUCCUUCUCUGCCCGUACGCUAUUAAUCGCAGCCCAGAGUUCUGGGGUGAGGACGCGGAUGUGUUCAGGCCAGAGCGAUGGGUGGACACAGAUAAAGAGGGAAAUCAGGUGGUGAAUGGACAUGGAGGAGCCGGGACAAAUUAUGCCCAGAUAACGUUUUUGCAUGGCCAGAGAGCGUGUAUUGGGAAGGACUUUGCCAAAGCGGAGUUGAGGUGUGCGUUGGCGGGAGUGUUGGGGAGGUAUGAGGUGGAAAUGAAGGAUCCAAACCAGGUUAUCCAUAUUGCUGGAGCGGUUACGACGAAGCCGGUUGAGGGGAUGCAUUUGAGGAUGCGGAGGGUGGAGGGAUGGUAA